GAAAGGAAAGACUGCAGGAGUGCAACUCCGGACAGAUUUACCGGUAACACCAGCUGGAUACAUGUGAGUGACAGUGUUGUCGUGGAUACAGAGAGAUGCAGCGGCUUUACGUUGGUGGGUUGAGCCACACAAUCACUCAGAAGGAUCUCAAGGAUCGGUUUGGAAAAUUUGGACAAGUGGAGGAUGUGGAGCUCCGGACCAGGAAGGACGACGAAGGUGUUCCUUACAAAACCUUCAGCUAUAUUAACAUCAACAUUACAGACGCUGACCUAAAGAAAUGUAUGACGGUGCUGAACAAAUCCAAAUGGAAAGGAGGAACUCUGCAGAUAGAAACGGCUAAGGAGAGUUUCCUGCACAGACUGGCUGAGGAGCGGCAGACGGCAGAGCAGCAGCGCCUCCUGCCGCCUGCAGCAGAGGACCAGAAGCAGAAGAUGCUGGACUCCCUGAGCAAAGCCGGCGUGGAAAACUUUACCAUGAAGGCAGCGGUGCCGGGGACAGAAGUACCAGGACACGAGGACUGGGUGGUGAGUAAAUUUGGACGUGUGCUGCCUGUGCUGCAGCUCAAGUGUCAGAAAGGCAGCCGAGCUCGAACCCUGAAGUACGACCCGUCCAAAUACAGCCACAACAUCCGCAAGCUGGACCGCCCCUCCGCAGACCAGUCCGCCUCAGACCUGCCCACCCCGGUGAGUCAGCUGACCUGGGAGCUGCAGGGGGGCGAUGACGACAUCAGCAAGAAGAGGCGCGGAGAGUUUCCCGCAUACGAGCCGCCGAAACGCAAGAUGAGCCGGACAGACGCGGUCAACUCACUGAAAGCUGAGGGCAAACCCAGACUGAAGCAGAGCGUUGACUCUGCCGCUCUCACAGAGGCUCCUCAGGUCACCAACGGGCAUAAACCCCCCAGCACAGUCAGACCAGCUCAGAUGAAGGGGCCAUCUCUUACUCUCAGUGACAUCGAUUCAGACGACGAGAUCCACAGAAUAGUGGCAGUCCAGAGCUCCUCCCAUAAUGCACUACAGCAGGAAGAGGACGAGGAUAAGCUCGAAGUGGUUGGACUGGAUUAUUUGGUGACGCCGGGCCGUGCUCGUCAGCAGCAGAAAGGAGGUGAUGAAGAGGAGAAUGACUACGACUCUGCAGACACAGAUGAACUGUUGGCCUCCAGGAAACCUCCUCCUCGUUCUUCUUCUCCUCCUCCCCAGGAGAGACCGACCCUCACUGCAGGAAACAUCUCUGGGAGCAACACAGACAGGAAGAGAAAGACCAAGAAGAAAAGUAAAGCUGAAGAGGGAGAUUCAACAGAUGCUGAAGAACCCUCCACACAGAAGAGAAGGGAUGCUGGGAAAUUAAGUUCUCAGAAACAAAGUAACAAGAUGAAAGUCCUCCCUGUUGUAAAACCAUCUUCCUCAGAAUCAGAAAGUGAUGAUGAGGAGGAGGAGGAGGAGGAGGAGGAGGAGGAGGACUGUGAAUCCGCUGAUUCCAGUUCAGAUUCUGAUUAUGAAGCCAUGUUCUCUAACGUCACUCGUCUGGAGAUCUCCCUGGCUGAUCUGCAGAAGCUAGCUGAAGAAUUCCAGGAUACUUCUGAGACUACAACUCCCAGCAGCCUCAGCGUCUCUGAACAAGAAACUAAGCCCCCAAAGAAGGGCACCACGCCGGAGGAGAUCCUCGCCGCCCUCAUGGAGGACGACAGCAGCGAGGAGGAGGAGCAGCAGCCAAAGAAGAAAAAGAAAAGGAAAGCAGACCCUACAACCCAGCUGCUGCCGGCCUUCAAGGGGACGAAGGCGCUGAACGAGGGGUCGGAAACAGAAGAGGAGGGAGAAGGAACUGAGUUAAAAAAACUAAAGAUGGACCACAAAGCAACUAGCAGCAAAAUGAAUGGACAGAAACACACAGAAACCGAGAGCAGUGAGGAUGAGGAGGAUGAGGAAGAAAAACCGAAGAAAAAGGAGGAAGUGGUGAAGAACAUGACUGAGAAAGCUGAAUCAGUUUCCUCCUCCAGCAGUGAUGAGGAGGAACAGGAGGAACAGGAGAACAAGGGGAAGGUGUUCAAAACCAUGGCUAAAAAAGCUCAGAAAGAGUCCUCCUCUAGCAGCGAUGAGGAUGAAGAGGAAGAGGAGGUGCCAAAGGCAAAUCAGACUGUUCUUACAUCUAAAGCUGCAGCAGCUUCAUCCUCCAGCUCCUCUGAAGAAGAAGACGAGGACGAGAUCCUUCCUGCUAAAGAUGCAGGGAAAGCAGCACCUCCCCCUGCUCCUCACAGUGAGUCCUCCUCCAGCGAGGAAGAGGAGGAGGAGGAGAAGCAGGCUCCUCUCCGGGUCCCGUUAGGAGCUAAGGAGGAAGAGGAGCGCCAGAGGAAGGCCAACAUCAGGAGGCUGGCAGCUGUCCAGCAAAGGCAGAAAGAGACGGAGGAGAACAAGAAGCUGAUCCAGGGAGCGCUGGCCAACCUGGUGAGGAGAGCCGGGCCGUCCUCUGCUCUUCAGGGGGCUGCUUGAGGCUUGAGUCAGAACGGGUUGAGGUCUAGAAUA
This is a messenger RNA of Notothenia coriiceps (black rockcod), 2516 nucleotides long. RefSeq names its product nucleolar protein 8-like. The transcript has 8 exons. Bases 96 to 2483 code for a protein of 795 amino acids. NCBI's taxonomy places the organism in Eukaryota, Metazoa, Chordata, Actinopteri, Perciformes, Nototheniidae. The record is from RefSeq and is a predicted model, not a curated record. Gene Ontology annotation, molecular function: RNA binding.